UAAGAGUUUAGCUCCCUCCUUUAUUGUUAUUUUUUUUCCCUUUAUAAAGCCAAAUGAUGCACUGUUAAAACUGUCGGUGUAUCUUUUUGUGCAUAAAUUUCUCCCAAGUUUGGAAUCUCUAUUUAAUCCAAACGUUUAAUGUGGUCAAAAUGGGUCAAGAGUUCAAACUUUUUGGUUUUUGAUGCCUCAAAACUUUUGUACCUGUUCAUAUUUUUGAGAAUCAUGUGAAACCCAUUAGUACUUUCCCGUCGAUUCCUUUUCAUUUGUAUAAAAUGGCUCUAUCUCAUUGUGGUGGUUCAUUUGUUCAUGAGUUUUCGUUCAGAGUCCACAAUGGACUCUGAGUUUAUUAGAGUUAGACCCUUUCCAAAGUUUCAAUCUUUGCUUUCUGGGAAUUUCUGAAAUAUCAAUAGCAGGAUACUAGUUCAAUUUGUUCAUUCAUUCUUCAACAGUGGUUUUUUCCCCAACAUUGUUUUUUUGUUUUUAAUUCUCUUUUCCACCUUUAAUAAUCUGGGAAGUGGAAAGAAAACCACCACCCCAACCUUACCAUUUUUGCUGUGAGAAACCUGAAAAGCACAAGAAGAAGAAGAAAAGUAAAGUAACUCAAAUGAAUUUUAUAACAGGUUCUCCCAAAGGCUCUUGGCAACCAAUUAUGACUGCCAAGACAAACGUCCAGAGUUACUGGCUUAAUUGGAGAGUUUUGCUUUGUGCCAUUUGGGUUUUGGCAUCAAUCAUCUUGUCAUCAUUGCUUAUAUGGAAGUAUGAACGUUCGAGAAAACCAGCAAGAAAUGGUGGCAGGGAAACCCAACAAGAAACACAAGCAACUUUGUAUGAGGAUGAAACUUGGAGGCCUUGCCUAAAGGGAAUUCACCCUGCAUGGCUCAUGGCUCUCAGAGUUGUAGCAUUUAUUGUGCUUUUGGUGCUUCUCAGUGUCAAUGCUGCUGUUGAUGGAGGAAGCAUUUUCUACUACUACACUCAGUGGACUUUUACUUCAAUUACCAUUUAUUUUGGGCUUGGAUCUUUGCUCUCCAUGUACGGAUGUUACCAACAUCAUAAGAAAGCAACUGGGGAUAAGGUUGAUAAUGUGGAUGGAGACGCAGAGCAAGGAAUGUAUGUUGCUUCUGAACUACCACAGAGUUCCAAUGCAUCUGACCAAGAGAAAAGCUUGGGAGCCCCAGAGGAAAUUCUUGUUCGCCAACAUGCAGGCACAUGGGGUUAUAUUUUUCAAAUAAUAUUCCAGAUUAAUGCAGGUGCUGUAAUGCUCACUGAUUGUGUAUUUUGGUUCAUAAUUGUUCCAUUUCUAACCAUCAAAGAUUACAACCUAAAUUUUUUGAUAGUCAAUAUGCACACAAUCAAUGCUGUUUUCCUUAUAGGUGACACAGCUUUAAAUUGUCUGAGGUUCCCUUGGUUUCGAGUAGGAUACUUCUGCCUGUGGACAGUCACGUAUGUGAUUUUCCAGUGGAUUGUUCAUGCUUGCAUUAAUCUCUGGUGGCCAUAUCCAUUUCUUGACUUGUCAUCCUCAUAUGCUCCACUGUGGUACUUUGCAGUGGCAUUACUGCACAUUCCAUGCUAUGGAAUCUUCGCCUUGUUGAUGAAGCUGAAACACUAUGUCUUGUCAACGCGGUACCCGGACUCAUAUCAAUGUGUUAGAUGACUUCGUCUUAGGACCGAACUACACUAGCUACGAUUUUCCGAAGAAUAUCGUUUUUACCAUAGAACGAAAGAAGAACAAAAGUGUUAAAUAGUACAAUUUAGCAAUAA
Molecule: messenger RNA, 1758 nt
Organism: Abrus precatorius (Indian licorice)
Lineage: Eukaryota; Viridiplantae; Streptophyta; Magnoliopsida; Fabales; Fabaceae
Exons: 8
Coding region: 605-1651 (348 amino acids)
Cellular component (GO): membrane
Source: RefSeq, a predicted model, not a curated record